Messenger RNA from Dacryopinax primogenitus, 1578 nucleotides. Its product is annotated as UDP-Glycosyltransferase/glycogen phosphorylase. The transcript is spliced from 5 exons. The record is from RefSeq and is a predicted model, not a curated record. Gene Ontology annotation, molecular function: GDP-Man:Man(1)GlcNAc(2)-PP-Dol alpha-1,3-mannosyltransferase activity; alpha-1,3-mannosyltransferase activity. NCBI's taxonomy places the organism in Eukaryota, Fungi, Basidiomycota, Dacrymycetes, Dacrymycetales, Dacrymycetaceae. Bases 1 to 1578 code for a protein of 525 amino acids.
AUGGCCAAAAAGGCGAAGUCACAGCGUCUCUCCUCACUGAGGAUUGCGAUCAUCCACCCAGACCUGGGCAUCGGUGGGGCCGAAAGGCUCAUCGUCGAUUCUGCACUGGGACUGCAGAGAAAGGGACAUGAAGUGGAGAUAUUCACGAGUCAUCAUGACCCGAAGCAUUGUUUUGAAGAGACGGCCAAUGGCUCUCUCAAAGUAACAGUCGUGAAUCCAGGCAUACCUGCCUCUCUCCUCGGCCAUUUCCGCAUAAUCUUCGCCAUCCUCCGUCAACUCUACAUCUAUUUCUAUCUCUACCUGCUCAUCACCCUCCCGCACAGCGUGUUGCGAAUCUUCGGACUCCAGCAGAUCCCUUCCCCCGAUGUAUUCCUCAUCGACCAGCUGUCGACUGUCACCCCGCUCGUAAGAUGGUUCCUGCUCAGGAGGGUGGUGUUCUACUGUCAUUUCCCGGAUAAGCUGCUGAGCGGCGGGAAAGCGGCGAAUGCGGACGGGGAGAUCCUCAAGGAGGGGAUUGUAAAGCGCAUAUACAGGAUGCCUAUAAAUGUGCUCGAGGAGAUUACCACUGGGAAUGCUGACCUCGUUAUCGCCAAUUCUCUCUUUACGGCACGCGUCUUCAAGAAAGCCUUCCCGAUGCUGUCCAAGACUCCGCGCGUAAUAUACCCUGGGAUCAACUUAGCUGCAUACCAACAGGAUGCUCUGGAGGAUACGGAUGAUGCGAGAUCUAUCCGUAAGAUCACCGCUGAUGUCCCUUUCAUCCUCAGCACAAACCGUUUCGAGGAGAAGAAAAAUAUUGCGUUAGCCGUAGAGGCAUUUGCGCAAUACCGCGCUACCCACAGGCCGACGCGCAACACCCCUCUCCUACGACUCGUCCUUGCAGGAGGAUACGACCCUCGACUGGAGGACAACGUCCGCACACUUGCUCACCUUCGCACGCUGUGCGAUGAGUCCAAGCUCAGUUACGCCAUUGUCUCUCCCCAAACGUUCGAUCUUCCCACGCCUGCACCAUCCGUCGACCCCUCAGGAACAGACGUGAUCUUCCUCCUCAACUUUACGACCGCACAGCGCACCACCCUCCUCCUUUCCCCACAGAACCUGCUUCAGCUCUACACGCCGACCAAUGAGCACUUUGGUAUCGGCCCUGUAGAGGCUAUGGCAUGUGGCGUACCGGUAUUAGCGACGAACACUGGCGGCCCGAUAGAGAGCAUAGUCGAUGAGCCGGAGGCAGAGCGAACGGGGUGGUUGUGCCCUGCCGACCCGGAGAAAUGGGCCGAAGCGAUCGACCAAGUCGUCCGUUUGUCCGCUCCAGACAAAGCCGCCCUUGCCGAGCGAGCAAAAGAACGAGUGCGCAUCAACUUCACCCAGGAGAUCAUGUGCGAGCAACUGGACCUCGCUCUCUGGAGCAUAUGGGAACAGGGGUCGAUGGAUCACCGGAUGAGGGACGCGUUGUGUACUAUGCCUAUCGCUGCUGCUGCGGGGAUGGUGAGCUUGAGGUUUGGGCUUGCGGAGGAUGUUAGCUGGAUCGUCACGCUGGCUACAUUUGUUGCUGUGGCCGUAUAUUUAAGCAACAGUUAUUAG